Acytostelium subglobosum LB1 is the source of this 2169-nucleotide messenger RNA. RefSeq lists its product as hypothetical. Gene Ontology annotation, molecular function: protein binding. Lineage: Eukaryota; Evosea; Eumycetozoa; Acytosteliales; Acytosteliaceae. The transcript is spliced from 2 exons. The record is from RefSeq and is a predicted model, not a curated record. The coding region runs from base 1 to 2169 and encodes 722 amino acids.
AUGCAGGAACAAAAGGAGAGGUAUGGAGUACAUCUAUUUGCAAAGAAUGAGGAUGGCUCCUACUCUUGCUUCUUUAUGGGUUGUGGCAAGCGAUUCACAGCAAACUUCUCAAGACAUGUAGCCAGACAUGAGCAUGAUGGUCAUCAGGUCGACCCUGCAUUUCAUGCCAGAGGCAAGCAGAUACAGCAGGGCUUUCAUCCGGGUACACCUCACACACCUGGCAUGCAGCGCAUGAUGCCAAUGACUCCCAUGACGCCCAUGACUCCGAUGACUCCAAUGUCAAUGACGCCGCUACCCAUGACGCCUCUGCAGGCCGGCAUGGGCAUGCCCGCAAUGUCACUCAACUAUCCCAUGUCGAUGCCUAUGACUGUCAACCCAAUGGCCGUCAACCCGAUGGCUGCCGUGAUGGCACACACACAGCAGAUGAUGCAGCAGCAGCCGCAGCAACAACCAAUGACCCCCACCUUGCGAUCAAUGACCAACCCCGAUCGCAAGACACGCGCAUCCUCCGUGACCAACGCUCCGCCACAGCCACAGAUGUCGCAGCAGGAGAUGGAGCAGCAGGGCAUCCCCUAUCAAGUGUGUCAGCAUCUCAUGCAUGAGAAGUGGUGGGCAACCAGUCCCGUACUGCCACAGACAGAGUUCUACAAUCGCGCCUCCAAGUGCAAGAAGUGCUACAUCCGUCAGCAACAAGAGUCGAAGCGCAUUCGCAUGAACCAAGGCUCAACCUCAAUGUCACAUAUCCUCUCAGCAACGAACCAUCAAGCAUCGACCAGUGAUCCAGACAGUGCUCCUCCAACUCCAAAGAGAGUAUCACAACCAAGCCCAUCACCAGUGAUCAAGUCACAUCAACAUCAACAUCAACAUCAACAGCACCAGCAUCAACAGCACCAACAACAUCAACAUCAGCAUCAACAGCAGCCAUUGCCACUGCUCGUCCAUGCACCUUCAUCAAUGCCUUCGAUUCAACUACAACAUCAACAACAGAUUAUGUUCCAACAACAAAUGCAACAACAGAUUCAGCAGCAGAUUCAACAACAGCAGUUGAUGCAGGCUCAGCAACAGAUCGUACAGCUCUCUCAACAGCAGCAGCAACUGCAGCAACAGAUUCAAAUGCCCAACAAGGUCACUCAAAAGAUGACAAUGGCGCCACACAUGAUGAUGUACAGUGGCGGUAUGCGCACACUCCCGCGUCCAAAGCGCGACCCAACUGCAGUCGAGGUCAACAACAUUGUCAUUGAGAAGCUCAAAGAGAUCAUGGCCAUCUUGAUGAAGGACCCGCGCUCAAAGCCAUUCCGCGAGCCCGUCGACGCCGUCAAGCUUGGCCUCGAGGACUACAACGACAUCAUCAAGCAGCCGCGCGAUCUUGGCACAAUCGACAAGACUCUGGAUGCAGCGGGCAAGACCCAGCUCGUCAACUACAUCAAUGUGCACGGAGACAUCAAGUUGGUGUUCAAGAAUGCGAUGACCUACAACGAAGAGGAGAGCGAGAUCUAUGAGCUGGCAGAGGAGUUGGACAAACUCUACGACGAUCAGUUCAAGAAGGCUCUGGUCGAGGCUGAGGCCGAAGCACAGCUCCAAGCCGAGCUGAUCAAAGAUAUAUGCGAUCUCUGUGGCAAGUUGCCCGUGCCAUACAUGAGACCCCACCCACCUGGAGACGGCUCGCCUCAGGCCGACGAGAACACGCCAGUGCCACUGCUGCUCUGUGAAGGAUCGUGUCUGAGAGCAUUCCAUCUACACUGUCUGGGUCUGCCAGUCGACACCAAGCAGCCAUGGAUGUGCGAGGAGUGCCAUCAGGGCCGUCCCGUGCUACACUUUGAUCCACAGCGACAGGAGCACUUCUACUACUACUACGAUGGAGUGAGCUGCGAGGAAGAAUCCGACAUUGUCGAUGGAGUGAACAAUAGCGAGAACAACAGCGAUGAUGUUGUCGUAUCAAACAUUGGCAUGUUGAGCAAGGACGAGAAGAUAGCUCUGCGCAACGAAGAGGAGGAACAUCGCGUGCGUGACAUGUACUUUGACCCAGUCUGGUGCAUGUGGCGCUGUAAGUCUCGAGUCGUCAUGAAGCAUCGAGAGGACAGACAGAAGCCCGUGCUCAUCGUUGCUCAAUCCAAGAUUGUCAAGCGUGGAAGAAAGGCGAAGCGUGGAAGACCCAAGAAAGUAAAGUAA